Molecule: messenger RNA, 1922 nt
Organism: Cynocephalus volans (Philippine flying lemur)
Lineage: Eukaryota; Metazoa; Chordata; Mammalia; Dermoptera; Cynocephalidae
Gene: TPST1
Product: tyrosylprotein sulfotransferase 1
Exons: 6
Coding region: 285-1397 (370 amino acids)
Biological process (GO): peptidyl-tyrosine sulfation
Cellular component (GO): Golgi apparatus
Molecular function (GO): protein-tyrosine sulfotransferase activity
Source: RefSeq, a predicted model, not a curated record
GCUGCUGAAGCGGCCGCGGGCGCAGGUCGUGGCGCUGCUCGGCGGGCCGGGCUGGCAGCUGCUGGCGCCUGGAGGCGAGGGCGCGCUCCCGGGCGGCCGCAUGGCCCCCACCUAGGGCGGAGGCAGAAGCGGCUGAGCCCAGGAUGCCGGCGGUGCGGUGCGGCGGCCCCUCACCCACCCCAGAUGUUGAUCAUCUCUCUGAAGUAGAAUCUCCAUGGCCUGAACGUUUUUUGAAAAUAAUUUUGAGCAAAAUAUCUGUUUAAUAACAAGAGAACCACAUCAAGAUGGUUGGAAAACUGAAGCAGAACUUACUAUUGGCAUGUCUGGUGAUUAGUUCUGUGACUGUGUUUUACUUGGGCCAGCAUGCCAUGGAAUGCCAUCACCGAAUAGAGGAACGUAGCCAGCCUGUCAAAUUGGAGAACACAAAGACCACUGUGCGAACUGGCCUGGACAUCAAAGCCAACAAAACCUUUGCCUAUCACAAGGAUAUGCCUUUAAUAUUUAUUGGAGGUGUGCCUAGGAGUGGAACCACACUCAUGAGGGCCAUGUUAGAUGCACACCCUGACAUUCGCUGUGGAGAGGAAACCAGGGUGAUUCCCCGAAUCCUGGCCUUGAAGCAGAUGUGGUCACGGUCAAGUAAAGAGAAGAUCCGCUUGGAUGAGGCUGGUGUCACUGAUGAAGUGCUGGAUUCUGCCAUGCAAGCCUUCUUACUAGAAAUCAUCGUUAAGCAUGGGGAGCCAGCCCCUUAUUUAUGUAAUAAAGAUCCUUUUGCCCUGAAAUCCUUAACUUACCUUGCUAGGUUAUUCCCCAAUGCCAAAUUUCUCCUGAUGGUCCGAGAUGGCCGGGCAUCAGUACAUUCAAUGAUUUCUCGAAAAGUUACUAUAGCUGGGUUUGACCUGAACAGCUAUAGGGACUGUUUGACCAAGUGGAAUCGUGCCAUAGAGACCAUGUACAACCAGUGUAUGGAGGUUGGUUAUAAAAAAUGCAUGUUGGUUCACUAUGAACAACUUGUCUUACAUCCUGAGCGGUGGAUGAGAACUCUCUUAAAGUUCCUCCACAUUCCAUGGAACCACUCAGUAUUGCACCAUGAAGAGAUGAUUGGAAAAGCUGGGGGAGUGUCUCUGUCAAAAGUGGAGAGAUCUACAGACCAAGUCAUCAAGCCAGUCAAUGUGGGAGCACUGUCAAAAUGGGUUGGGAAGAUACCACCAGAUGUUCUACAAGACAUGGCCGUGAUUGCACCCAUGCUUGCCAAACUUGGCUAUGACCCAUAUGCCAAUCCACCUAACUAUGGAAAACCUGAUCCCAAAAUCCUUGAAAAUACUAGAAGGGUUUAUAAAGGAGAAUUUCAACUACCUGACUUUCUUAAAGAAAAACCCCAGACUGAACAAGUGGAGUAGCAGAGCCAGGAACCUCUUGCAUACGUUAGGAGAGACUGCUGGCUUUUCAACCGAAGGGAGCUGUCUAGGACCCGCUGCCCACUGCCGAGACCAGCGGAGUGUGUGCACCCGGAGAGGGGCAGCAGCCCCAAGGACCUGCUUCCCGAGUAAAGCGCGCUGGGUGCCAGUGACGUGCACGGCGGUAUCUCCGGAGGAGGAGCCCGAGGGCACCUGUGCUUUCUGUUAAAACUGCUCUUGUCCUCAUGUUCUUUUUACUGGAUUCCAAACUUUGUUUUCGAGGGAGGGUUUAAAAAUGGGAUUCUGUAAGCAAAACUGGGCAAUUUCAUUUUGGAAUAGGUUGUCUGUACAUGUUCUAAUGUUUUGUAGAACACUUGUGCCUGUUUAAAUGGGUUGAUGUGGAUAAUAUUGAACACCUUAAUUAUUUAAAUAAUUCAUUGUUUCUGAGAAGUUGAGAAAUUACCGUAUACAUUUACAACUUAAAGCCUUUUGUAUUUUAUUUUUCAAAAUAAAAGCUUUAAAUGUGAA